Messenger RNA from Drosophila obscura, 3183 nucleotides. RefSeq names its product dynein heavy chain 2, axonemal-like. Lineage: Eukaryota; Metazoa; Arthropoda; Insecta; Diptera; Drosophilidae. The transcript has a single exon. Gene Ontology annotation, molecular function: minus-end-directed microtubule motor activity; dynein light intermediate chain binding; ATP binding. The coding region runs from base 103 to 3183 and encodes 1026 amino acids. The record is from RefSeq and is a predicted model, not a curated record. Gene Ontology annotation, biological process: microtubule-based movement. Gene Ontology annotation, cellular component: dynein complex.
GACUUUGAUGAAAACUCGAAGAAUUUUACAUUAGAACUGAUAAUAAAUUUAGAUUUUCAAGCAUUUUCCGAAGAAAUUCAGGAUAUAUCCAAUGCUGCUACCAUGGAAUUGCAAAUUGAGAAUGGAAUAAAAAGUAUAGCUUCAGUUUGGAAAAAACAAGGAUUUGAAAUGUCAUUUUAUCAUGAUGGCAUAUAUCGAAUAAAGAACGUAGAGGAUUGCUUUCAGUUACUUGAAGACCAUAUGGUGCAAAUAUCAGCUAUGAAGGCUACUCGUUUUGUAGAACCAUUCAUCGAAAUUGUAGAUUACUGGGAGAAAACUUUAUCAUAUAUCAGUGAAAGUGUUGAGAAAGGAUUAAUAGUGCAACGACAGUGGCUAUACUUGGAAAAUAUAUUUCAAGGUGAUGAUAUUCGUAAGCAGCUUCCAGAUGAGGCUAAACGUUUUGCGACUAUUACAGAAGAGUUUCAAACUAUAUCUAGCAAGAUGUUUCAAGCUAAGACGGCAGUUAAAGCAACGCACAUACGUGCCCCACCUUUUUUGUUAAAUCGAUUUAACCGCAUGGAUGAACGGCUGGAGCUUAUUCAGCGUGCCUUAGAGAUUUAUCUUGAAACUAAACGCCAACUAUUUCCCCGCUUUUACUUUAUCUCAAAUGAUGACAUGUUAGAAAUAUUGGGUAAUGCCAAAAGACCAGAUUUAGUUCAAACACACUUAAAAAAGUUAUUUGAUAAUCUGUACAAACUUGAGCUUAAGCGAGUAGGCAAAACGCUAAAUCGCUGGCAGGGUUCUGGUAUGUAUUCUGAUGAUGGCGAAUUUGUAGAGUUUCAACAAGUUCUUUAUAUCGAUGGCCCCUCGGAACGAUGGCUUAAGCAGGUAGAGGAGUAUAUGUUUACGAUAAUGAAAGAAAUGUUAAAACUAACAAGAAGAUCUUUAAAAAAACUAAUUGGAAAUCGUGAGAAGUGGAUCUUUCUUUGGCCCGGGCAAAUGAUACUUACCACUGCCCAGAUACAAUGGACUACAGAUUGUACACGUAGUCUCAUUCACUGUAAUAUGGUCGACCAAAAAAAGCCCCUUCGUAAACUUAAAAGAAAACAGAUAAAAGUACUUUCAAAACUGUCAGAGAUGAGUCGGAAAGAGCUUACCAAAAUAAUGAGACUUAAAGUUAACACUCUUAUCACCUUAGAGAUUCAUGGCCGUGAUGUUAUCGAACGGAUGUACAAAGCAAAUUGCAAAGAUACUGGCAAUUUCGAGUGGUUUUCACAACUACGGUUUUAUUGGCACCGUGAAUCAGAACUAUGUAUUAUAAGGCAAACUAAUACUGAGCACUGGUAUGGCUAUGAAUACACUGGUAAUUCAGGACGGCUUGUAAUAACUCCACUAACUGAUCGAUGCUAUAUAACAUUAACUACAGCAUUACAUUUGCAUCGUGGCGGGAGUCCGAAAGGUCCUGCAGGUACCGGUAAAACUGAGACAGUUAAAGAUUUAGGAAAAGCUUUGGGAAUGUGGGUUAUAGUCACAAACUGCUCAGAAGGUCUAGACUAUAAGAGUAUUGGAAAAAAUUUCUCGGGCCUGGCACAAAGUGGUUCCUGGGGCUGUUUCGAUGAGUUUAAUCGUAUAAAUAUUGAAGUAUUAUCUGUUGUAGCACAACAAAUAAUGUCCAUUAUGGCAGCCCUGUCUGCUAAAUCGAUUGAAUUUAUGUUUGAAGGUCAAAUGAUUAAGCUAAAACAUACUGUGGGACUCUUUAUUACUAUGAAUCCAGGAUAUGCAGGUAGAACUGAACUGCCAGACAACUUAAAGUCUAUGUUUCGUCCUAUUUCAAUGAUGGUUCCAGAUAAUAUAAUAAUUGCGGAGAAUUUGCUAUUUUCUGACGGUUUUACCAAUACGCGGAGCUUAGCGCGAAAGGUUUUUACUUUAUACGAAUUAGCUAAGCAGCAAUUAUCUAAACAAUAUCACUAUGAUUUCGGUCUUCGGUCUAUGGUUGCUCUCUUACGGUAUGCUGGUCGCAAACGCCGCCAGCUGCCAAACACAAAUGAAGAAGAAAUUGUUUACUUAGCUAUGAAAGAUAUGAAUGUAGCUCGAUUAACCGCUAAUGACUUACCACUUUUUAAUGGAAUUAUUUCAGAUAUUUUUCCUGGCGUCAAUCUACCAGUAAUAGACUACAGCGAAUUUAAUAUUGCAAUAUAUGAAGAAUUUAAGGAUGCUAACUUGCAGCCAAUGUCCAUAGCAGUUAAAAAAGUCAUAGAACUUUAUGAAACAAAAAAUUCCCGACAUUCAGUUAUGAUUAUAGGUGAUACAGGAACAGCAAAAUCAGUAACUUGGCGUAUAUUACAAGGAGCAUAUUGUCGUAUGAAUGCACAACGAUUUCAAGGCUGGGAGGCUGUAUCAGUGCAUCCCGUAAAUCCUAAAGCAUUGAAUUUGGCAGAGUUAUACGGGGAGUAUAAUUUGGCAACUGGUGAAUGGCUUGACGGUGUGCUUAGUUGUAUAAUGCGUAUUAUCUGUGCCGAUGAAGACCCAAUGCAAAAAUGGCUGUUGUUCGAUGGACCCGUUGAUGCUGUUUGGAUCGAAAAUAUGAACUCAGUAAUGGAUGAUAAUAAGUUACUUACUCUUGUAAAUAGUGAACGUAUAACUAUGCCUGCGCAGGUAUCGUUAUUAUUUGAAGUUGGUGAUCUAGCUGUAGCCUCACCUGCUACCGUCUCUCGGUGUGGUAUGGUGUAUAAUGACUAUAAUGACUGGGGAUGGAAACCUUAUGUUAACUCAUGGCUGCAGCGCCAAAAAAUAAAGGAGUUUGCCGAUUUUUUGAAGAUUCAUUUUGAAUUUAUGAUCACAAAAUUGCUUGAGCACAAGCGCACACGUUGCAAAGAGCCCGUUAAGACAAAUGAGUUAAACUGCGUGAUGUCAUUGUGUAAGUUGCUCGAUGGCUUUGCAACAAAACAAAAUGGCAUUAAUCCACAAAAUUUAGAAUUGUUGGAGGAGAUGACUAAAUUGUGGUUUAUGUUUUGUUUAGUAUGGUCAAUAUGUGCAAGCGUAGAUGAAGAUGGUCGCUUAAGACUUGAUGGGUUUAUACGAGAAAUUGAAAGCUGCUUUCCAAUAAAGGACACUAUAUAUGAUUAUUUUGUUGAUCCACAUAUGCGAACAUUUUUACCCUGGGAUAGCAAGCUUUCAGAAGGUUGGCGAUAUGAUGAAGAGUGA